AUGAUGGGCUCUGGGCUGAUCCAGGUGAGGGGCGCUGGCUCGGGGGGCUGGCACACGGUGCAGCCGAGGGCGACGGGGCGGGUGAACCGGCGGGGGCACCCCCUGCGCUCCGCACCCUCACAGCCCCGCGCGGCAGCUACCGUUCCGGGCAGGCCCAGCGCUGCCGCCGCUCAGGGGCGGGGCCGCCCUUGUGCUUCCCGCCCUCAGCGGCUGCGCGCCCUAGGCGCCCUCAGCAUGGCCGGGGCGGCGCUGGGCCCGCCGGGCCCGCCGGUGAAGGUGCUGGCGGCGCAGCUGCGGCGGGCGGAGCGCGGCGCGGGCGGCACCUGGGAGCUGCAGCGGGCGGCGGCGGGCCGGGCUCCGCUGGCCCUGCGGGCCGUGUGGAUGCAGGGCACCGUGCUCGAGGUGCGGCGCGGCGCCGAAGGCGGCACGGCCCGGCUGCAGGACGGCAGCGGCGCCUUCACCGUGCUGGGCGUGGAGCAGGUGCCGCAGGGCCGGCCGUGCCUCAGCGCAGGGAAGUAUGUAAUGGUGAUGGGUGUGGUGAGGUCCUGCAGUCCGGAGCCCAUUCUUCGAGCAAUAAAGAUGACAGAUCUCUCUGAAAACCCCAUUCAUAAGAAUAUGUGGAACCUUGAAGUGGAGGAUUUGCACAGAGUCAUCCCCUAAUGGAAAUUUGUUUUCUUUUGCUUUUUGGUGCAGAACAUUGGACUAUUCUGUGUAACCACUCCUGGAGUAAACCAGUGAGAAGCUGGGCUCAGUGAAACAUAGGGACCAGUGCUUAUCUGAUAAUAAUCACAGUUCAUGUCUCCCAGUGUUUUUAUACCAACAUGUUUGAGCAGUGCCUAUUUGAUGUUUUGAUGAAGAUGUCCAUGCCAUUAAAAAGGCUGUAUGUUUGUU
Messenger RNA from Melospiza georgiana, 891 nucleotides. It is a transcript of the gene RMI2, whose product is annotated as RecQ mediated genome instability 2. Gene Ontology annotation, biological process: maintenance of rDNA; regulation of sister chromatid segregation; DNA repair. The record is from RefSeq and is a predicted model, not a curated record. Lineage: Eukaryota; Metazoa; Chordata; Aves; Passeriformes; Passerellidae. Gene Ontology annotation, cellular component: nuclear speck; cytosol.